Solanum tuberosum (potato) is the source of this 1018-nucleotide messenger RNA. Its product is annotated as nudix hydrolase 22, chloroplastic-like. Gene Ontology annotation, molecular function: coenzyme A diphosphatase activity. Gene Ontology annotation, biological process: coenzyme A catabolic process. The record is from RefSeq and is a predicted model, not a curated record. The transcript is spliced from 4 exons. The coding region runs from base 68 to 772 and encodes 234 amino acids. Lineage: Eukaryota; Viridiplantae; Streptophyta; Magnoliopsida; Solanales; Solanaceae.
UUGAGUCUUCUUUUGGAUUAUAAUCAUUUCCCUACCUAAAUCAUUUUUCCUCUUUUUCAGUGCCCAAAUGGCAUGUAACAGAUCAGAGAGACUGAUGAAAUUAGGUGAAAGGCUUCGUCUUUAUAGCCCUAUAAAUACCCAAAUUCAACAAUUUGUUCCCAAAAAUCAAGAAUUGGGGGUAAACCAAAUACCUAAUAACACCAAUUCAAACAGGGCUGCAGUUUUGGUGUGUCUAUUUGAAGACCCGCAAGGCCAUCUUCGUGUAAUCCUCACCAAAAGAGCUUCCACACUUUCUUCACACUCUGGUGAAGUUGCUUUGCCUGGUGGAAAAGUAGAAGAAGGUGAUGCCGAUGACAUUGAGACAGCACUGAGGGAGGCUGAGGAGGAGAUUGGAUUAGACCGUUCACUUGUAGAUGUUGUCACUGUUCUUGAAUCCUUUACUGCCAAGAAGGGAAUUACAGUGAUUCCAGUUGUGGGCAUACUUUGGGACCGGAACGCAUUCAACCCGUUGAUAAACACUGCAGAAGUGGCAUCAAUAUUUGAUGCACCUCUAGAAAUGUUUCUUAAGGAUGAGAAUCGACGAGAACAAGAGUUUGAACACAUGGGAUAUAAAUACGUAAUCCAUUUCUUUGAUCAUCAAACAGAGAAUGAGAAGUAUAUCAUAUGGGCUUUUACUGCUGCUAUUUUGAUUAAAGCUGCAUCGGUUGUGUACCAGCGCCCCCCUGAUUUUCAAGAUCGAAGGCCUAGAUUUUGGAAUAGAAGUCGUCAAUGAAAGAUGUUAUUGCCAAAUCUUUCGCGGGACUUUUGUCCUUUGAACUUUGAACAUAAGAGAUAGUUCCUUCAAAAUUACAUAAAUAUGUGCCUUCAUAUGUAUUUAUAGCCGUUGCUCUCUGUGUAACACAUCUUAGUUUAGUAGCAUCAUUGAUAGUGAAAGUAUAGUGUUAUUUACAUUGCUCCAACUCCAAAAAGUAUAUUGACGUUUUAAAUAUAAGUAAAUAAUGGUGGCUGUUUGGGUCAA